Messenger RNA from Capsicum annuum, 4531 nucleotides. Its product is annotated as casein kinase 1-like protein 10. Gene Ontology annotation, cellular component: cytoplasm; nucleus. Lineage: Eukaryota; Viridiplantae; Streptophyta; Magnoliopsida; Solanales; Solanaceae. Gene Ontology annotation, molecular function: protein serine/threonine kinase activity; ATP binding. Gene Ontology annotation, biological process: endocytosis; signal transduction; peptidyl-serine phosphorylation. The record is from RefSeq and is a predicted model, not a curated record.
ACUCUAACUUCACAAGGAUCCUAUUACCUCCCUGAACUCAAUUUUAACGUAUUUUUGUCAUCCUUUUGUGUGACGCGGCACCAUUAUAACAUAAAAUGGAGUCCACAUCAAAGGUGUUACAUCAGCUAAAAAGAUUGACAAAAGGUGCCACAUCAGCUAAUUUGGAGUGUGUCGUAGCAAAUUGGGUCAUAGUUCAGGAAGGUACCAAAUGCUUUACUCAAAACUUAAAGACAAUUUUUAUAAAGAGAUAGUUAGACCAACUAUGUUGUUUGAGACAGAGUGUGGGUCAGUCAAAAACUCUCACGUACAAAAGUUGAAAGUUACAAGGAUGUUGCGAUAAAUGUAUGGGCAUAGCAUAUCAAGAGAUAAGAUUAGAAAUGAGGAUAUCCGAGUAAAGGUAAGAAUGACAUAAGCGGAGGACAAGAUGCGGGAAGAAAGACCGAGAUGGUUCAGUGUGUGGGAGCAACUAUAAAAUAAUGUUAUAACCAAAAUACAAUAGACAACUGACAAUAACGGAUAUCAAAAUCAAGAAAACUACAUGAAUAAAGUUAACACUACGACAAACACACUGCUCUAAACUCUCAUGAAAUCUAAUUUCAUCGAGAAGCAAGACAACACCCAUUAUCUAUUAAUCUUCAAUUCUAAUUCUACCUUUUAAACCUUUUUAUCUAAAAUCAUUUUUUUGAUAAACUAAAUCCGCAUUAUAUUUAAUUUAAUUAUUUUUUUCAAUAUUCUUUCCACCUACCUCUACCUCUUUUCAUAAUACAUGAUAUUAUGAAACAACUAAAAAUAACACAAUUAAUUUAUACAUUUUAUAUUUAUAAACAACACCACUCCAAACAAGAAAUAGAAGUAUGCUAAACAACAAGACAUAAGGAAAAAUAACGUACAAGAAAGAUACAAACAAAAGAAUAAUAUUAAAAUAAUUCAAUCAAUCCCUUCUUCCUCUUCUCUCUCUCUUUGCUCCUAACUUUUCCACAACACAAUUAAUUCCUAUAUUUUUUUUUAUGAAAAUCUCUCUCUACAUAAGGUUAGAGCUCAAUAAAUUAAAAUUAUAUUAUAUCCUAUCUAUCAAUCUAUCAUAUAUAUGUCUUCAAUAUUUUUUUCAUCCUACUUCUAUCUCUCUUCAUAACAUGUGAUAUUUUUUUUAAUUUUGGUUUCCCAAGUAUUCCUAUAGCCGGCAGCCGUGAGACGAAGGACUAAUCCUUCGUUCCACUGUAAGCACACUAAGUGAUAGGAAACUGGCCACAAAGUUUUCUCCAUUUAGGAUCGAACCCCCAAUUAGUAAAUAUCCCCAUAACAUGUGAUUUAUGAAACAACUAAAACUAAUAUAAUUAUUAAAUAUUAUAUGUAUUAAAUAAUAAGAUAUGUCGAAAAGGGUAUGAUUGAGCGGUUGGGAGGUGGUCUUUCACAUAAGAGAUUAAUUUGUGAUUGAAUUUAGUCUCCGUCUGUCAUUUAGUCAUGAACCCGUUGCAUUUACUUGCUUAAUGCUGUCUGUAUAUCCUAUGUGGUUUGUGAGCUAUUAUACAGUGAAAAGGUUACUAUAAAGUACUCACUCGAAAGAUAACAACCGUAAUAAAGAUUGUGAAUUAUCCCAAAAGUUUCAAAAAAUAAUAUGAUAUGUUAUGAAACGAUAACGUAUCAUCCAAGUAUGUUACUCCCUCUGUCCAUCUUCAUUAUUCAGCAUAUCAAAAUAGAUGCCCUACGAUAUUUGUUCAAUUUAAAAAAUUAAUAAAUAAUUUAUCAAUCUUGUAUCUAUUUUGGAGGAAAGUGAUUAGACAUGACAUGAAACAGUUACAACUAACUGAGGACACGACCUUAGAUAAGAAGGUAUGGAGGACGCGAAUUAUGGUAAAGAGUUUUAGUAGGAAGGUGUGCUUUGUUUAUAGUUGUGUCUGUAAUCGUAAUGUUAUGCGUGUGUCUUGUAGUUUUUUGUUCGUUGAGUUUUGAUGAUGUGUGUGAUUUUCGAAUAAAUUUUGUAUAAUAUUACUCUGUGAGUGUCUUAUUUCUUUUAUUAUUAUCUAGUGAUGUGUUGCCCCAUUUAUUUAUCAUUUUCUGUUUUUUAUAAUGUUAUUUUCCUAAGCCGAGUGUCUAUCGAAAACAGUCUCUCUACUUCAUGUGAGAUAAUGAUACUUUUUUUCUCUUCAUACCUACAGACGGAGCCAGCCUAGUAAUAGGGGUUCUUUCGAACCCCAUUCGACGAAAAAUUAUAUUACUAAUACAUAAUUUAAAUGAUUUUUAUGUAUAUAUUAUAAAAUUUAAACCUCCUUCGAUAAUAAUUAUUUUCUUGAGAUUUUGAAUCCCUCAGCAGAAAUUUUUGACUCCGCCCUCUUUUCAGAAAUUUUGACUCCGCCCUCUUUUCAAAUCCCACUUUGUGUAACUAUAUAUUGCAUGUUGUUGUACAUUUUACAUUUGCAAUUGCACAACAAGACAUAAGCAAAAACAAAGAAGAAAGACCCAAACAAAAAAAUAUUAAAAAUAAUUCAAUCAACCCCCCCCCCACCACGCCCACCCCACCCCCUCUCUUGCCUUUCCACAACACAAAAAAGAAAAUUAAUUAUUAAUUAUUAUUAUUUUCCUGAAAAUCUCUCUCUCUCUCCUCCAUCUUUGCUCAUUUGUCCCAUUUUCUUUUUCUCCAUUACCGUAAUUCUUGACCCUUUCUUGAUUUUCAGCUGAAAAAAACAAGAACCCAAAUUCACAAUUUUUUUUUUUAAUUUUUACAUUUUGAGUUUGCAUAAAGAUUGCUUUUUUAUUAAUAAAUGGGGUGAUUUUCUUGUAAAGAUUGGAUUUUUAUUCAUUGUUAAUGUAUUUGGAGAUGAUGGGUGUUUGUAUUUAUACAAGGAUAUAGCUGGACAGUAAUUUUCUUGAAUCUUGAUUUGAUAAUUUUUAGGAUUUUUAGUAUAAAGUUGUGAACUUUAAUGGAUUCUUGAUUUUUAGGUGUGGUAAUUGGAUAGAUGUAUGAGUAGUUUUGAUGAUUUUUAGGCCUUUUUUUUCAAUAAAGUUGUGAACUUUAAUGGAUUCUUGAUAUUUAGGUAUUUGGAUAGAUGUAUGAGUACAUUUGAUGAUUUUUAGGCCUCUAAUGGAUUUUGAGUUUGAGGGGUGGUAAAUUGAUUGAUGUAUGAGUGAUUUUGAUGGGGUUAAUUGUAUCUUGGAUGUGUUGAGGGGUUUCUUGGUUAAUCUAAGUAGGUGAAAAUUUGAGAAAAUUAAGUAUUGUGGGUGUUGAAAUUAUUGUUGUUGUUGUUGGUGGUGAAAUUUAUUGACAUCAUGGAUCAUGUUGUGGGUGGGAAGUUUAAGCUUGGAAGGAAGAUUGGGAGUGGUUCUUUUGGUGAGCUUUAUUUAGAGAAAACAAGAAUCUGACCGGUACAGCUCGUUAUGCGAGUGUCAACACACACCUUGGAGUAGAGCAAAGCAGAAGAGAUGAUUUGGAAUCUCUUGGCUAUGUACUUAUGUAUUUUCUUAGAGGAAGCCUUCCAUGGCAGGGACUGAAAGCUGGUACCAAAAAGCAGAAAUACGAUAAAAUCAGUGAGAAGAAGAUGUUAACUCCAAUAGAGGCGUUGUGCAAAUCCUAUCCGUCUGAAUUUGUAUCAUACUUCCACUAUUGUCGAUCAUUACGAUUUGAAGAUAAACCUGACUAUUCUUAUUUGAAGAGGCUGUUCAGAGACUUGUUUAUUCGUGAAGGUUAUCAAUUUGACUAUGUUUUUGAUUGGACCAUUUUGAAGUAUCCUCAGAUCGGUGCCAGUUCUAGAGGACGAAUUCCUAGCGGAAAUGCCGGACUAAAUGCUGGGCCAUCUGCUGAAAAAACAGGAAGAGCAUCAGUUGGACAAGAUAUUCGCGACAGGUUUUCUGGUGCUGUCGAAGCAUUUUCAAGAAGGAAUGCUUCCGGUGCGGGAAGGCACGGGGAACACUCCAGACAGAAGAGUUCAGAGGAUAUGACUUCAUCUAAAGAUGUGCAAGAUUCAGAAAGAGGACGUACCUCGAGAAACGGAAGCUCAUCAAAAAGGGCUGCCAUUUCUGGCAGCAGACCAACUUCUUCCGGUGAUCCCACCAUCACUGAUAGUCGCUCGAGCAGACUAGUGUCUAGCAACGGGCGUGUAUCUACUACACAAAGAAUUCAUUCAGGUAUCGAACCAAAACCAUCACCAUUCUCACGUAAGGGGACACGUGAUGACCCUCUUCGGAGCUUCGAGUUCCUUUCAAUCAGAAAGUAAACCAUGCAUGCACUUGUAAAGAGAGAAUUUCCUGUUUGGUUUGGAACAUUUGCAAUCCUAUUUAAGGAUGUCUUGUUUUAAGUGUUGUAUAUGGAAGUGUUUCUAAAUGUCACAACUACUAAGAGGUUUAUCCAACUUCUCCCAUUGUUACUUGUUUUGGUUUUAAUAUUUGGAGCUUGAGUUCUUGCCAUUUGUAAAAGCCUUUUGGCUCAUCCAAAGAAUUGAUGAGUUAAAUGCUAGAUUUUCAUACAUGUACACUUGGAUAGUAUGUAAUAAAUAUUAAGUAUUAUUGUACCAAUGAAUGUAUCUUUUUUUCUCUUGUA